GCGUCGGCGUGUUGCAUACUUUCACUUUCGCUUCAGAAUUUGACCAGAGUGUUUUGAUUCAACCCAAGCGCUGAAAACUGAACCAAAUAGAAAAAUAGAGUGAAUAUUAGCAGGACAAAGUCGACGGAAGAACACAGUAGGAAAACCCACCAUGGCGUUUAAGUAUCCUGCCGCGAGAAGAGAUGAGAGCAAGGUGCAUGACUACCAUGGAACUGAGAUCUGUGAUCCCUAUGAGUGGCUGGAAGACCCUGAAAGUGAAGAAACCAAGGCCUUUGUUGAAGAGCAGAAUAAACUGACCAUGCCGUUCCUGGAAAAGUGUGCUGUCAAACCUCGGUUCCACCAGCGUCUCACUGAGCUAUAUGACAAUCCCAAAUAUAGCUGUCCUUACAAAAGAGGGGAAAGGUAUUUCUACUUUCACAACAAAGGCCUCCAGAAUCAGGAUGUGCUGUAUGUGCAGGACGCUUUGGACAAGCCUGCCACUGUCUUCUUUGACCCCAACACCCUGUCUGAAGACGGCACUGUGGCACUGAAGAUGGGGCGUCUCUCAGAGGAGUGUGAGUAUUUUGCAUAUGGUUUGACUAGCGGUGGCUCCGACUGGGUAACGGUUCACUUCAUGAAAGCCGAUGAUCUCACCGUGCUGCCUGAUGUACUGGAGAGGGUCAAAUUCAGCUGCCUGGCCUGGACCCAUGAUGGGAAGGGUGUUUUUUACAACUGUUAUCCACGUCAAGAAGGCAAGAUGGAUGGCACAGAGACCACCUCCAACAUCAACCAGAAGCUCUUCUACCAUGUUAUCGGCACUAAACAGUCAGAAGACAUUCUGGUUGCGGAGUUUCCUGAUCACCCAAAGUGGCACAGUUCAGUAACAAUAUCAGAUGAUGGCAGAUACGCUGUUCUGGACAUCACUGAGGGUUGUGAACCUGUCAACCAGCUGUGGUGCUGUGACCUUCAGCAGCUUCCCAAUGGCAUCACAGGCCUGCUUCCAUGGGUCAAAAUUGUGGACAACUUUGAGGCCCAGUACUCCUAUAUCACCAAUGAGGGUACUGUAUUCACCUUUCGCUCUAAUCUGGAUGCUCCUCGGUACCGUGUCAUCAACAUAGACCUCCAGAAACCGGAGAAGCAGCAUUGGACUACCCUCAUACCACAACAUGAAAAAGAUGUCCUUGGCUUUGUGUCCUGUUUGAACCAGCACCACCUGCUGGUUAACUACCUCCAUGACGUGAAGGACAUCUUGCAGUUGUAUGAGCUAUCGACAGGCCAGCUGGUCAGAGAUCUGCCCCUCGAUGUUGGUACGGUGCUUGGAGUGAGCUGCAAGAAGAAACAUGCCGAAUUCUUUUACAAGUUCACCUCCUUCACUACACCAGGUAUCAUCUACCACUGUGACCUAAGUGAGUCAAACCCAGAGCCCAGAGUGUUCAGGGAGGUGGAGGUAAAAGGCAUCAAGCAAGAAGACUUUCAGACUACCCAGGUGUUUUAUCCCAGUAAAGAUGGAACCAAGAUCCCCAUGUUCCUAGUCCAUGCUAAGGAGCUAAAGAGGGAUGAAUCUCACCCUGUCUUCCUUUAUGGAUAUGGAGGCUUUGAGGCCUCUAUACAACCAUACUACAAUGUUGCUUAUCUGCUGUUUGUGAGACACCUGGGAGGGAUUCUAGCAGUGGCCAAUAUCAGAGGUGGCGGAGAGUAUGGCCUCACCUGGCACAAAGCUGGUACAUUAGGGAACAAGCAGAACUGCUUUGAUGACUUCCAGUGUGCAGCAGAGUAUUUGAUCCAAGAGAAGUACACAACCGCCAGCCGCAUAGCUAUCAAUGGAGCGUCCAAUGGAGGCCUUCUAGUGGGGGCGUGUGUGAACCAGCGACCAGACCUGUUCGGCUGUGCUGUAGCAGAGGUAGGAGUGAUGGAUAUGCUGAAGUUCCACAAAUACACAAUUGGCCAUGCGUGGACCACGGACUAUGGCUGUUCGGACGACCCAGAGCAGUUCAAAUGGAUCAUCAAGUAUUCUCCUCUUCAUAAUCUUCCACAACCACCCUAUUCUGGCCCUCCAUACCCGGCCAUUCUGCUACUCACCGCAGAUCAUGAUGAUCGCGUGGUUCCUCUCCACACCCUCAAGUACUGCGCUACCUUGCAGCAUGGCGUGGGCAGCAGUCCCAGGCAAAGUCAGCCCCUGAUGGUCUUGGUAGACACCCGUAGUGGGCACGGUGCAGGGAAACCCACUGCCAAGGCCAUUCUGGAAGACACCCACAUCUUCUCCUUCGUAGCUGAGACCCUCGGGCUCAUCUGGAAGGAGUAAGGAAUAUAGUACUGGAGAAAAGGGAAAUAUCUGAAAUAUAUGGGAUAGAAAUGUAGUGGGAGAAUGUAAUUUUUUCCUCAGAUUUAGUUUCAGAUAAUGACAAGAGAGUCAGGAAAAGUGUGAUGAACUGGGUGAAUGGGGGAGCAAAAGAAAAGUACGAUACGAUUUAUAAAGGGCUAACAAAGUGUGAUUAAAAUCUGAUUAUAAUAACUUCAUUGAAAGCUUUUAACUGUAAAUUUUUUCAAUCAAAUACUGGUGAAGUUUACAUAUUGUUUUUGGAUGCUUACUGUCAGAUUUGAAAUAAAACGAGUCAACAUUUUCACUGAAUGCUUUUUUGUGGUAACGUCUGUCUAUCAUUGGUUAAUGUAGAGUCCAAAGUCUUUAAAAGAGAUUUAGGUGGAUCAGACACAGAGGUAGCAUACAAAAGAAUAAAAUACAUAUUUUACAGCUGUUUUUUUUUACCUAUAUCAUGCAAAAUGGACCCUUUUAUAUAUAAUUGUAUAAUUAUAAUAAUCUGUGUUCAACCAGCCUUUUUUAUACUGAAAUACUUUUAAUAAAUUGUAGCAUACUGCAUCUAAAACCUGAAGGACCUCUGGGGAAAAUUUUAAGUGCCGUAACAAUCAUCUAAAGCAUUAAAGAAACAUUCCAAACCUUCUCCAAAAUAAUUUUACUUUUAGAGUACUGUGUAGACUUUUUUUCCACCAACAGAGGACACUGCGGACCACCUA
This is a messenger RNA of Sphaeramia orbicularis (orbiculate cardinalfish), 3009 nucleotides long. RefSeq names its product prolyl endopeptidase. Gene Ontology annotation, biological process: proteolysis. Gene Ontology annotation, molecular function: oligopeptidase activity; serine-type endopeptidase activity. The transcript is spliced from 15 exons. Gene Ontology annotation, cellular component: cytosol. NCBI's taxonomy places the organism in Eukaryota, Metazoa, Chordata, Actinopteri, Kurtiformes, Apogonidae. The record is from RefSeq and is a predicted model, not a curated record. The coding region runs from base 152 to 2281 and encodes 709 amino acids.